Molecule: messenger RNA, 3505 nt
Organism: Psylliodes chrysocephalus
Lineage: Eukaryota; Metazoa; Arthropoda; Insecta; Coleoptera; Chrysomelidae
Source: the annotation of a GenBank genome assembly
UGUCAUCCUACGACACAUCCACUAAAAGAGAAGAAGAAGGUGUAGGUUAUGUUAUGUUUUGGAGUUUUCGUCUUUCGAUGGGUUUCCGAAGUUUUGAAAGUAUUCUUUUGAAGUAAUAUAAUGCGAAUGUAACAAAUACAACGAAAUUUAACUAAGAAAUAAUUCUUAACAACCGUCACCUAUAAAUAAAAUUACCAAAAUGGACUACGAAUUGGAUUUAACCGACGACGAAUUGGUAACAAAAUGUCUCAAUAACUGCCUUUUUGAAACCAAUUCUUCGGAUAAAUUAGCAAACUUUUAUAAAAUACAAGAAAUAUUACUUAGAAAAUCGCCAAAUUUAAUAUCAAAAUAUAUACAGAAUGUUUUGAAUUUUACAACAGACACAAGUGCUGAUAUUAAAAAAGCUCUGGUGGGGUUCAUAGAAGAAUUAAUCAAAGUUAGAGAAAAUUUUAUUCCAAAAGUGACUCUUAGCCUUCACAUGCUACUUUGUGAUGAAUCAAUUCCUGUACAAAAACGUGUAAUUCAAGCCACAAUCACGAUAUAUAGAAGAACUUUAGCAUGGCUUUGCAAAGCUUCUACUACCACUCAAGAAAUGGAGGAUGCUUGGAAACAACUUAAUGCUGUAAAGUUAGAAAUUGCCAACAUGAUAGAUAGUGAUAAUGAUGGUAUAAGAACGAGUUCUGUUAAAUUUUUGGAAUGCGUAGUGUUACUUCAAACUUAUCCUGAUGAAAAUGAAAACAAAAGACCCAAUGAUUUUUCUCUAGAUGAUGUACCUCUUACGCUUAAGGUUGCAAGAAGAAGAAGACUUGAGGAAGAAGCCAGUAAUCUAUUUGAGGUUCUUGUUAAAUUUCACGGGUCUCCUCACAUAAGUAGUGCUAACCUUCUGGCGUGCAUCGGAGUUUUGUCCAAUAUAGCCAAAAGUAGAGCGGAAUUUAUGGAAAGGGUUGUAAACGCUUUGGAAUCUUUGUUUGCCAAUCUACCUCCCACACUUACAACUACUCAAGUCAGUUCAGUGAAGAAAAAAUUAAAAACCGAACUCAUGGGGCUUUUAAAGCAUCCAGGAUCUUACGAUUACGUAAGCAACAUUAGUUGUAUUUUGUUGGAUUUAGGUUGUUCGCAAUCUGAGAUCAAUAAAAUGAUUCCAAAAGCCGACGAGAGGCGGAAGUACAAUAAAAGAAUGCUGUCAGCGGAAUCAUUAGUUGUUCAACAAAACAUAAAAAGAGCUCGAUUAGAAGAUCCGUCGCAUAAUGACGUUGAAGAGACGUUUGAUCCUCUUCUAACGCCUCAAGAGGUCAAUGAGCAAUUUAUUUUGGAUAAUUUGACAUUAGAGAAGGCCGUUUAUCUCAUUGUAACUAGCAUUCCGAAGCUGCCACUACAGCCGCCAUCCGAAUUUAUAAGAGAUUACGCGGAUUAUGUAAAUUCCGGGAAUAUCGGAAGGAUACAUCUGGCAAACGCUUUGGCAAAACAAUUCACUGAAGCCAACAUAGGGCCUGGAAAGAAUGUAAAACAAAAAACUCCUACCGAGUCCAAAAAGCGAGCCAGAGAAGAGGAGGCUAAGGAAGACAAAGAAAAGCCACCUCCAAAGAAGGAGAAAGUGAAAGUGUUGCGCAUAAAAAAUCUAAAAUUAGCGGAAAUCACGAAACCAAUAGAUCGGGAUUUGAAGGAGAAAUUGAUGUUGAAAGCGGUGGAACGCAUUUUGAUACCUCAUAAUUCAACCAACAAAAUGCUUCAUCAAAAAAUAAUGACCACACUUUCCACUUGCUUUAGCACAGCCGUCAGAGAUAGGAUACUGUUGUUUUUGCUGAAUGAUCUCAGAUCGUACGUGGACGUCGCCUUGGCUUGGUUAUUUGAGGAAUACAGUAUUAUGCAGGGUUUUUCAAGAGUACCCCCUUUAAGGAAGGAUGGCAAGCUAGGAGACAGCUACAACAUGUUAUUGUGCAGUUUUAUAAACGUAUCCGCUACGGAUACGCUUAUUAUAACCAGACUUCUUCUGGAAGCCCCCCUAGUCACAGAUGAUGCACUCGAAGAGGUCAGAGUCGUAUGUAGGGACGAGAGAAGAUCCGGAUGGGCGCUGGGUCUCAUCCGCGACCUUACAAUAAGAAAACCCCCCAAACAGCUGAUCUUUCUCAAUACGCUGCUCGGUUAUACGACUUACGAAAACGCCAUUGUUCGCGAUCACGCUAUCGCUCACGUCCUGGAACUUCACAAGCGAUUCGAUCUGAGAUUGGUCAUCGAAGAAUUCGCCAGGAUGAAUUUGGAGUUUUUGAAGCUGCCGAAACCGCCCGAGAGCCUGUGCGGAGUCAAUCAGGGUCGAUUGAAGAGCGAAACGUGGAGCGACGAUUUCAUUAAGGCCUGUCUGUUGCCGUACGUCUCUCUGUUGCCCGCCAACGAAAAUCUGAUUCACGAUUUGGCCAAAGUUUACGUCCAAACCAGCGCUGACAUUAAGAGGAUAAUUUUAAGGCUCAUCGACAAUCCCAUUAAACACAUGGGAAUGGAAUCGAAGGAUCUUUUGCAGCUCGUCGAGGAAUGUCCAAAGGGAUCUGAAACGCUGGUUACUAGAGUUAUACACAUUUUAACGGACAAAGGCACUCCCACGCCUGAGCUGGUAUCCAGAGUCAGGGAUUUGUAUAACACAAGAAUUUCCGAUGUUAGAUUUUUGAUUCCCGUGCUGAAUGGACUUACAAAGAAAGAAGUAAUAUCAGCGUUGCCGAAACUGAUUAAACUCAAUCCUGUAGUGAUAAGAGAAGUCUUCAACAGACUUUUAGGGCUGCACGGUGAUAGUCCUAUUAGUCCCAGCGAACUUUUAGUGUCGUUGCAUCUCAUCGAUUCCACUCAGGCCGAUCUCAAAACUGUCAUCAAGGCGACGUCAAUGUGCUUGCAGGAGAAGCAGGUAUAUUCUCAAGAAGUUCUAGCUGUAGUGCUUCAACAACUCAUGGAGCAAACUCCGCUACCUACUUUGUUAAUGAGAACCGUCAUCCAAGCACUAUCGAGUUAUCCCAGACUGUCCGGUUUUGUAAUGAACAUCUUGCAGAGGUUGAUUUCAAAAAAGGUGUGGAACCAAAAAGUAGUAUGGGAAGGCUUCGUGAAGUGUUGCCAGCGAACUAGACCACAAAGCUUCGCCGUUCUGAUGCAGCUGCCACCUCCCCAACUCCUAGAAGCUUUGACGAUUUGUCCCGAAUUGAAGGAACCUCUUAGAGAUCACCUGAUGACGUUUACAGAGGCGCAAAGGGCGCACAUUCCCGCCGCUGUGCAAGAAAUUAUUUUAUCAUACACGGCGCCCCCUGCUGUGCCGCCGCCGGGGAUUAUUAUGCAACCUGAUGUUAUGGUUGUGGAGUCUGUUAUUCCUAUUCCUGUUCCCGUUCCUGCUCCUACUGCCCUUCAAUCGGAGCCCUUACCGCCUGGUAUGGAAUAAGUUGGGAACAAAAUGGUUGAAAUACAACAGCGCUUGUCCACAAACAUUGUUUUUGUCGUAAUUAAAUGUUUGAAAUAUAUUUUUAAUUAUAAG